GAGGUGAGGCGACAGAGCUGAUGGCUGUGGCAGGUUCUCAGGUUGUGUUGCCCUGUAAAUGUGAAACUUCACAGUGUGAUCCUGCUGCCAUCACCUGGAGCAAAGAAAACGGAGGCACGGUUUGGAGAAAGCAAAGCAGCGGCCUGCAGUACUGGGGCUCCAGCUGGUUUGGAAAGGGGGAGGCGCGAGUGCGAUGCCCGCACACAGAGUUUGCCAAAGGGGACUACAGCCUCGAGAUAAACAACGUGAAGGAGGACGACGCAGGACUUUACACCUGCAAGGUGGAACUCAGAAGCCGCGUUACUGUGAAGGAAGUCAUGCUCCGAGUCCUUCAAGUGUCCGUCUCUCCGUCGGCUCCUGUGCGGGGGGACAGCGUGUCCAUCAAAUGCACUGUGACGCCUCGGCUUGAAGGUACUGUGGUCCAGUGGAUGUUGAACAGUUACCCGGUUGUGCCAAAGGAUUCAAACAUCAGAACCGUACCAGGAGGACUGCAAAUAGCACCGGUGACAGAGAAUGAGGCAGGAGCCUGGACUUGUGCAGUCAAAACGUUCGACAACGUACUACAAGCCUCAGUGCAGCUGACUGUGAGAGGAAUAACCCAGCCACCCAAAGACGACACAAAGUUGUAUGCCGCUCUGGGGUCUCCGUUCACGAUACCCUGCAUGUUCUCCCCCGAGAUUUUCCCCAGAGGGACGAGGGUGGAGAAACUGGACAGCGGGAUUCCUCAAGUUUUUAGCAACCGUUCUGCUUCUUCAUCCUCCUGGGACAAGUCUAUCAUUAUCCAGGAGGUGGUGCCUGAAAACGAGGGCAAGUACCAAUGCUCAGGGACCACAAGCAGAGGAAGACUCACUCGGACGAUGCAGCUGGUCGUCGCUAAAAUUGUCAUGUCAAAGAAGAAAGACACCGUGAUGCUGAGCUGCCACCUCUCGGACUCAAGCGAAGUCACAAAGUACGAGUGGGUGCAUGUGAGCUACGACGUCAACGGCACCGAGAUGGUCGGGCCGGUCCUGAAGGAUCAGACGAUUUAUGUGAAGGAGGACUGGGGUGAAUGGACGUGUCGUUACUAUGGGGAAAACGGCCUUUUGGGGAACGUGACCAUACCCGUUCAUCUCACAGCUGGUCAAAGAGGAGAAAAAUCCUCCGGAGUCUCCAGUAACACCGGCACCGUGAUUGGGCUCAGCUUUCUCCUCAUCAUUCUGCUGUUGGUCCUUGCUCAGAUGUACAAGAAUCACCAAAGGAGGAAAAGGAUUUUGCAGUACCCGGCGCUGGAGACUAUCGUUCACACCAUCUCCAACGAGCGCGAGGAGAGAGAAAAGAGCCGAGUGAAAGAGUGAAAAAAAACAUCAUGGCAGAGGUUUUUGCAGGAAGAUAUUCCCAGUACUACUUCAGAGCGAAAUGUCUUUUUCCAAGCAAAAAACUUACUGGCUUUUAUUUGCACAGAUUUUGUAAAUAAUCUCAUGGCAGACUUUGUAGCAGGAACUAUAAACGAAUUCAAACUAUAAUUAUUCUUUAUUUCAUCUGU
This is a messenger RNA of Fundulus heteroclitus (mummichog), 1522 nucleotides long. RefSeq names its product lymphocyte activation gene 3 protein. Gene Ontology annotation, biological process: positive regulation of ERK1 and ERK2 cascade; T cell activation; interleukin-15-mediated signaling pathway. Bases 21 to 1334 code for a protein of 437 amino acids. The transcript is spliced from 7 exons. Gene Ontology annotation, cellular component: membrane raft; external side of plasma membrane. Gene Ontology annotation, molecular function: MHC class II protein binding; protein tyrosine kinase binding. The record is from RefSeq and is a predicted model, not a curated record. NCBI's taxonomy places the organism in Eukaryota, Metazoa, Chordata, Actinopteri, Cyprinodontiformes, Fundulidae.